This is a messenger RNA of Lithohypha guttulata, 819 nucleotides long. RefSeq lists its product as uncharacterized. The record is from RefSeq and is a predicted model, not a curated record. Bases 1 to 819 code for a protein of 272 amino acids. The transcript has 3 exons. Lineage: Eukaryota; Fungi; Ascomycota; Eurotiomycetes; Chaetothyriales; Trichomeriaceae.
AUGUCAAUCUACGCCAAAGAGCAGUGGGACGACUUGAUUGACCAAACCAAAUCUCUCACCCCGAAAGAAUUAGGUGAUCAAGUCUGGUACAUACUGAUAGCCGCCGCACUGGCUACGUCUCCAUCACCACAACUCCUGGCGGAAUUCUAUACGUAUCUGACUCAGCACAAUGUUGCAUUCACGCAUGAAGACGCCAAGCAGAAACUAUCUCUACAAUUCAGAGACCUUCUGCUCAAGCAAGUAACGUUGAAUGGAGCGCCACAGGUUCUCAUGGCUAUGACACCGCUUGCAGCAGCAGAAGGUACGCCACAGGGAAAAGCCAAGGAUAGUCAGUUGAGUGAAAAAUGGAACACGAUAGACCGCGACGCUAUACACGCCAGGGGACUCGACACGAUACACUCUAUCUAUGGUCACGAACUCUUGCACAACCGAAUCUUUCCUCAAUGGGGUUACCACACAGCUGAUGUCCAGUUUAUGGAGCUCUUCACCGUCUAUGGCCUGUACCUAUCGGACUUCGAACAGUUUACACCCCUCGAAACAGAACUCAUUGUGUUUGUCACGAUCUCCUGCCUGGGACUUGGUACAGGUCCUGCAUUAUGGCAUCUCAGAGGUCUUGGGCGACUUCUUGGUGCUAGAGGUAUGGACGACAAAAGCGAAAGCGUUCGGAAGGUGAAAGAUUUGUUGAGAAACAUCAAGGUCGCGAUGAUGGGCGUCGUUGAGUUCGUAGGUGAGGCCUUUCUUGUGAAGGCGAAGCUAGAUACCUGGCCAAAUGUGGGUGACGUUGUCAGAGUGCUUGACGGAUGGGGUGAAGACGCUUGA